Molecule: messenger RNA, 4443 nt
Organism: Apis laboriosa (Himalayan honeybee)
Lineage: Eukaryota; Metazoa; Arthropoda; Insecta; Hymenoptera; Apidae
Gene: IntS6
Product: integrator complex subunit 6
Exons: 10
Coding region: 1113-4010 (965 amino acids)
Biological process (GO): snRNA 3'-end processing
Cellular component (GO): integrator complex
Source: RefSeq, a predicted model, not a curated record
UACUAUGCAUUAAUUUAUUUGAUUUAAUUAAAACAAAAUUUAUUACAAUAUAUUACAAUAUAUAAUAUUUAUAUACAUUAUGCAACACAAUAUAUCAAUUGUAACAAAAUAAGAAACAUUCAAAAUAGCGUAAAAUUUUGCUAAUGAAAUAAAAUAAAUAGGUUACUUAUUAAUUGUAACAUUAUCUUCAAUCUUGUAUAUACAUAUCUAUCCACUGACAAAUUAAAGUUAAACCUAGCUUUACUUCGUUGUAAAGAUCGUGAAUAUAUAAAAUGUAUAGAAACCGAGAAUUCACAGAAGUAAACAGCAUCUCGACAUGUACGCACACAACGUAGAAACGCGAUGCAUUUCAGCAGCAGAAACGAAAACUAGGUAGAGAGGGAUUGACCAAUAGAAAGAAACUCUAUAAGAUCACGUGGUUCACGACGCAAUGUAACCACGAGCAGGAUGAAACUACCGUCAACAGAGACGAAUGAAACGUCGAGAGAGAAGGUUAAGUUUGUUCUCAUUAAAUUGAAAGAGUAAGAAAGAACGAUAGGUAAAGAAGGAUAAAUGUAUAUACCGGUGUAAGAAAAAGAUGAAGGAUUGAAAACGAUAGAAACUUUUCGUGAGAAGACAAAGGAUACCAAGCAAGGAAAGAAAGAUAAAGAAAAGAAGAGAAAGAUAAAGAAAGGGUGAGAAUAGGAAAAGAAGAGAGGAACGGAACGAACGAGAACAAGCGGACAGACUGGCAGACGGACUUGUCCGAUUCACGACUUGCGUUCUCGUGUCUGCGUUUCAGCUACUUACUAUCCUCUGCUGCUGUUCACCAGGCACCAGAAGCGCGCGACGUAGCAGUAGAUUCAGUUCGGUGUAGAAAAAGAGAAAAAACAUAUAUAUGAAGAGGAAAAAAGAAGUAGAAAGAAAAGAAAGAGAGAGAUCGAAAGAGAGUAAGAGCGAAGCGGGCGCCGUUACGAUAAAAGAAGUUUUUCGGAGAGCGUAUUCGGGAGCGUUCAAUGGUCGAAGCAGCUAUGCGCCACGCCGUCGUAGAGCUCUUAGCUAGCUAGUUCUGACUACGGGAGGUCUCGGGCCGCAGUUACGACCUCGAGAACGAGCGGGUUCGACUCGCGAAGAUGACCAUAAUAGUCUUUUUGAUCGACACGUCGGCCUCCAUGAAUCAGAGGGCAUAUUUGGGCGGGCGACCCACGCUUUUAGAUGUAGCCAAGAGCGCCGUGGAGACUUUCGUGAAGGUAAGACAAAGAUCACCAGAGAGUCGUGGAGAUCGUUACAUGCUUCUGACCUUCGAAGAUCCGCCUCAGAAUAUUAAGGCUGGAUGGAAAGAAAAUUUAGCUACUUUUAUGAAUGAGCUUAAAAAUUUACAAUGUGUUGGACUGACAACAUUAGGUGCUGCUUUGAAACAUGCUUUGGAUGUUUUGAAUAUAAAUCGAAUGCAAACUGGAAUAGACACAUAUGGACAGGGGAGAUGUCCUUUUUAUUUAGAACCAUCAGUAAUUGUUGUGAUUACAGAUGGAGGAAAAUAUACAACUAAUAGUGGAGUUAAUCAAGAUUUCACAUUGCCAAUGCAUUCUCCCAUACCUGGAUCUGAGCUUACAAAAGAACCAUUCAGAUGGGAUCAAAGAUUAUUUUCUUUGGUACUUCGCUUAUCUGGAACUCCAGCUGUUGAGAGAGAUACAGGAUUAGUGGCAAGUGAUUCAUCUCCAAUUGAUGCUAUGUGUGAAGUUACUGGAGGUCGUUCAUAUUGUAUAACAUCUUUUAGAAUGAUGAUGCAAUGUAUAGAUUCUUUGGUACAAAAAGUUCAAUCUGGCGUAGUAAUAAAUUUUGAAAAAAUUGGUCCAGAUCCUCCGCCAUUAAAUAACGAAACGCAACACGCAGACGAUGAUGAAAAUGAAGAUGAAAAUAUUGCAACGAACGGAACUCGAACGUAUCCUCCUAAUCCAACAGUACCAGGAAAUACUGCAUGGCAUUCUUGCAGAAGACUGAUUUAUGUUCCACGAUCUGCUCAGAAAGGUUUUGCAGUUGGAUUUUGGCCAAUUCCUGAAAGUUUUUGGCCUGAUUUGAGCGCUAGUUCUUUACCACCUAGAUCAGCGCAUCCAAAUGUAAAAUUUACUUGUACCAGUCAAGAGCCUAUGGUAAUAGAAAAUCUUCCAUUUGAUAAAUAUGAAUUAGAACCAAGUCCAUUGACACAAUAUAUAUUGGCUAGAAAACAACCAACAAUUUGUUGGCAAGUUUUUGUGGCUAAUUCUUAUAAAUCAAGUGAUGUUGGUCAUCCAUUUGGGUAUUUAAAAGCAAGUACUAAUUUAACAUGUGUAAAUUUAUUUGUUAUGCCUUAUAACUAUCCAGUACUUUUACCUUUAUUGGAAGAAUUGUUUAAAGUACAUAGAUUGAAACCAACAAAUGAAUGGCGAACACAAUUUCAGAAUUACAUGAGAACAAUGCCUACUUAUUAUGCAGCGUCUCUUAGGAGAGCUUUAACUAGAAUGGGUGCACCUGCACCAUUAGCACAAACAUUAAUACCCGAUAAUAUGGAUAAUUCUUUAUCGUAUAGUGUCUUAAAUUAUUUAAAACGAUUAAAAAAUCAAGCUAAAAUUGAAUUUGAUAGACUUUGUAAUGAGGUUCUUUCCAAACAACUUGCUACUGCCAAUAUGACAAAAAAUUUAGUAAAUGGUAGUACAACAACAGUAACAGAGGGAGUAAGAGUUACUCCUAGAACUCCAUUAAAAAAAGAUUUGGUAUCACAUCCAUUAUUACAAGAUAAAUUUACAGGAUUGAGGGAUCAAUUAAAUGAGUUUGGUGGUUUUGUAGUUGGAUUAGUUAGAAACCAACAACGUGGAGCGCAUAGCUAUAGGAACGCGUUUGAUGUUCCGCGAAAAUCUCUGUUAGAUCAAGUUGUUAGAAUGCGUGCUAAUUUUCUACAACCUGGAUUAUUACACACAAAGUUACUUGAUGAUGAUUAUGUUCAUUCAAUGCCAUUGGCACAAAUGGGAAAUUAUCAAGAAUAUUUGAAACGUAUGACUCCACCAUUAAGAGAAAUAGAAAGUGCUCCAGUUAGACAACAUAUGUUUGGUAAUCCAUUCAAAAUAGAUAAAAGAAUGAUGGUAGAUGAAGCAGAUAUUGAUAUGGUUGGAGCAACAUCUUCAACUUCUAAAGGCGGUCUUAAACGUACUUUACCUACAUCAGAUGGAGGAGGAUCGUUAACUUCAAAACCACCACCAAAUAAACGUAAACCAGGUCCAAUUCCUAAAGAUGUAAUAAUACGGAGGCCGUCAUAUACACCUACGAAUACCCCACCAAGUUCGCCGAUACCAUGGGUUGAUGAUACGAAAAAUCAAGUAACUCCGACUGCCGACUCAAAUUCAGUUUCAUCGAAUGCAUUGAACUCAUCUACUGGAUCAAAUAUGUCAUAUGUAAAUUCGCCAGAAAAAUUAGUAAAUGGCCUUGCAGAAAUGCCAACGAUACCAGUUUUUGAACCAAUUCCAGUAGAACAUACUAAUAAUCACAUGGAUGCACCACCAACUUUAACACCGAUAGUUAAUAAUGUUGAUACAUCUAAAAGCGAAGUGAAAACUGAAAAGCCAGAAAGUGUUAAGAAUGAGUGUAACAAACUACCUCCUAAUGAUUGUGUUGAAAAUAGUGUGAAAGUUGAAAAUUUGAUUGAUGAACGAUUGUCUAAUCAUGUUGAAGAAAAACACGAAAAAAUAGAAAAAGAUAAAGUUUUAACAAAAAAAGAAUUGGAAGAUAUUAGAAGGCAUAAUUUGUCUGUUCGAGAACUUGUAUACAAAGAAGUACGAAGAAGAGGUACAAAUUAUGCAACACUAUUUUCACAUUUACACCAAAUUCAAGGAACUCUAGAUAUACGACUUGCAUUUUUGCGAGAUAUUGUAAAAGAAUCAUUACGAUUUAAAAGACGUAAUUUGGCAUCAUUAUUAGAAGAAUAUUUGAAAACUGUACAAGAAGAUAACUGGACUGUAAAUCAUAAAGUAAAUCACAAUGGUGCCACAAAAAUAAGUUAAUUGGGGCAUUAUUUUGAUAACAAAAAUAAGAAUUCAUUGAAUAAUGCAGAAAGUAUAAAAGGGAUACAAGAUAUAAAAAGCAAGUCGUACAUCUAUAAAGCGAUGAACGUAUUAGUGUUUAAGAAUGUAUGUUGCCAAGGCGCGAAGUGAUAAUAAUUGUUAAAUCUAAUGAAACAAAAUAGCAUUCUGUCAACCAAGGAGAUAUGAUUUUCAUACUCCUUUUUUCUCGUUUUUUCUCGUUUUGUUACUGUACAGUUGGUAGAAAUAUGUUUCAUUUUUUGUGAAAAAUCAGAAAAUGUGUGUUGCGACAAUAAAAUUUUCUCAACAAAAAUCUAAUAAAUUCAUAAACAUAUGAUUUUUAUGGUUCAUAUCUCUAAUAUAAAAAAUCUCGUAUAUAUUCGUUUAUUGAAUACUCAUAAUUUUAUAUUUAAUA